Rotaria sp. Silwood2 is the source of this 519-nucleotide messenger RNA. NCBI's taxonomy places the organism in Eukaryota, Metazoa, Rotifera, Eurotatoria, Philodinida, Philodinidae. The record is from the annotation of a GenBank genome assembly.
AUGGUUGCACUGGAAAAACAAUCAUCAUCAUCUUCACGUAAAAGAAAACGUCAUUCUCGAUCUCGAUCACCACAACAUCGUCGUCGUAGUCCAUCACCACCACGCCAUCAUCGACGUCGUUUAUCUUCAUCUCCUCGUCAUCGUCAUCAUCAUCAACGUCGGAGUCCAUCACCACCACGUCGUCCUGCUUCAUCACGUCGUGAACGUACUCCACCACGUUCAACAAAACCUCAGGAAAAACAACCCAAAGAAGAACGAGAUCGUCGUAUACGUGAAAUGCUUGUUGAUGGAGCUGUACGAAAUGAACAACGUCAACAAAAUGUUCGUUCAUAUAAAGAACGUGAUGAACGAGAAGAAAAAGUUAAUGAAUUAAUUAAACAACGAAUAAAGAAAAAAAAUGAUUCAUCAUCAUCUGACGAUGAAGAAGCAGACUUUAUUCGACCUAUGAUGAAACAAGUUAUUGAUGAUCCAAGUUUAAAGCGAAGAGAUCUUAAACAUCAUCAUAAUAAACGACGAUAA